AUGGCCAUGAGAGAUAAACGGAAUUCGAUUAACGGAGAUGAUCUGUUGUGGGUCAUUAUUGCCUUAGGAUUCGAGAAUUACGUAGCACCCCUUAGAUUCUAUCUCGAUAAAUACCGCCAGGAGGAAAGAGAUGAAAAGUUGAAAGAGAAGGGUGGCCGCCGGCUGUGUAAUAAAAAAGAUGCUUCUGGCGUGGGAAGAUCCGGUGGAGGUAGGAUUAUUGAUUCGUCCGCCGGGUUUGCUACGGGAUUCGGGAUGCAGCAGGGAGGACCGAUGAUGAAUAUUGUGCAGAAGCAGCAGCAGCAGUACCAGGGAGGACCGAUGAUGAUAAUUGAGCACGAGCUGCUGCAGCACCAGGGAGGACCGAUGAUGAUGAUGAUUGAGCACGAGCUGCUGCAGCACCAGGGAGGACCGAUCGACGAUGAUGAUGAUGAUGAUGGGGGAGCAGCAGCAGCAGAAUCAGGGAGGAUCGAUGAUGAUGAUGAUGUGGGAGCAGCAGCAGAACCGAUGAUGAUGAGGGGUGCACCAGGGAGGACCGAUGAUGAUGAUGAUGAUGACUGA
Molecule: messenger RNA, 558 nt
Organism: Impatiens glandulifera
Lineage: Eukaryota; Viridiplantae; Streptophyta; Magnoliopsida; Ericales; Balsaminaceae
Product: nuclear transcription factor Y subunit beta-like
Exons: 1
Coding region: 1-558 (185 amino acids)
Biological process (GO): regulation of transcription by RNA polymerase II
Cellular component (GO): CCAAT-binding factor complex
Molecular function (GO): RNA polymerase II cis-regulatory region sequence-specific DNA binding; DNA-binding transcription activator activity, RNA polymerase II-specific; protein heterodimerization activity
Source: RefSeq, a predicted model, not a curated record